AAAACGGCUUUCAUUGUAAUCUUGACAACUGCCACACAUUCACCAGGGCUAAUAUAAAACACACACAACACACACUCAUAUAUCCCUCUGUCUUUUUCCAAUUUUAUUCCCUUGUCUUUAAAAUUAAAUUUCUUUUGGGGAAAUUCGGAAAGUGGCUUUAUUUAUUUAUUUUGUUAUUUGAUAUAUAAAAAUAAUUCGAGGGGUCUGGAAAUUACGUUAGGGUCAUAUUGUUGCAUUCCCUUUCUGCGGCCGGGGGCGUCAAGUUUCCAACUUUGAGGGAGAUCUCAUUUGGGUUUUGUUUGGUUUGAUUUGGGUCUGCAUUUCUUGAUCUCAAGAUAAAGAGGGUGAUUGUUUGGUGAUUUUAGAGAGAGAAAGGGGGGAGAGAGAGAGAUGAGCGGUGUAUCAAGAAUUUGGGAGAAGGUGAAUAUGAUGGCGGAAGGAGGAUCUCGGAAUUGUUCCAAGAAAUCUGAUGAUAUAUGUGGCGAUGCCUGUGGUGAGGAUUCGGGAAGGGCUUUGAGCAUGGCCAGAUUGAGAUGUAUUCUGCGGGGGCUGGAUUUCAAAGCAUUGCUCUUUCUCUUUGUGUUGAUCCCGACGUGUGUCUUUGUUAUAUAUGUCCACGGCCAAAAGAUCACGUACUUUCUGAGACCGUUAUGGGAGUCCCCGCCCAAGCCUUUCCACGAGAGACCUCACUACUAUCACGAGAAUGUGUCAAUGGAGAAUCUGUGUAAGCUUCAUGGUUGGGGGAUACGUGAGUACCCUAGACGUGUCUAUGAUGCAGUGCUGUUUAGCAACGAGGUAGACAUCCUCAAGAUGCGUUGGAAGGAGUUGUAUCCGUAUGUGACAGAGUUUGUCCUCCUUGAGUCGAAUUCCACCUUCACCGGGCUGCCAAAGCCCAACCUCUUCUCAACUGUCCGCGAUCAGUUCAAAUUUGUUGAGCCCCGUUUGACCUAUGGGCAGGUCCCGGGGAGAUUCAAGACGGGAGAGAACCCUUUUGUUGAGGAGGCGUAUCAGAGAUACACGUUGGAUUAUCUUCUCAAGCAAGCCGGCAUUCAGGAUGAUGACCUUUUGAUAAUGUCGGAUGUUGAUGAGAUCCCAAGUAGACACACGAUCAAUCUCUUGAGGUGGUGCGAUGACAUACCCCCGAUCCUUCAUCUUCGUCUCAAGAACUAUCUGUACUCGUUCGAGUUUUUCCUUGACAACAACAGUUGGAGAGCCUCUGUCCAUGUAUACCAAUCUGGCAAGACGAGAUAUGCUCACUACCGACAGUCUGAUGAGAUCUUGGCUGAUGCAGGGUGGCAUUGUAGCUUCUGCUUCAAACGCAUCAGCGAAUUCAUAUUCAAGAUGAAGGCUUACAGCCACGUGGAUCGGGUGAGAUUCUCUCAUUUUCUGAGCCCUAAGAGGAUCCAGAAAGUGAUCUGCAAAGGUGCUGAUUUGUUUGACAUGCUGCCGGAGGAGUAUACGUUCAAGGAGAUAAUCGGGAAGAUGGGGCCGAUCCCACAUUCCUAUUCGGCCGUUCAUCUCCCUGCAUAUCUCUUGGAGGCAGCUGAUCAAUACAAAUUCCUCUUACCUGGGAAUUGCAUAAGGGAAAGAGAGAGUGGCUGAGCUACACGAACGAGGCCGUGUAUCUUCUUGUACAGGUGGAGGAAGCAAGCUUCAGCUCGACUCCCGGGUAAGGGUGACCUUUAACCAAAUUCAUGGCUGCAGUGUGUGUUGUUUUUAUAACCAUGCUACAUACAUGUUCAGCCUACUUAUAUCAUUCUUGCCUUCGAGCUUUUGAGAAAACGAAGAAAAAAAAUGAGAGACAUAUCUCGGACUUUACUAGAUUGAGGUUUGUAUAUAAUCGUUCGUAGACUUGAUUUUCAUGCAACCGGAUAGUGCACUGAGCGAGAGAAACGAAAAGAAAAGAAAACGGGCUCUGCUAGGAACUACUUGUUGUAACUAGGGCGUUUCCAUAAUACAUAAACGCGCUAUGACUGUGCAUUACGCCCCCUUGAAGGCGGGGGGGUUGGUUCAUCGUUGUUGCUGGCCGUUUUUCCGUCUCUAGGAAAAUUUUUGGUGUGAGCUAAUAUAUUCAUCUGCAGAUUGUGAAACAUGCUGUAGUGCUUUCUUGAUUUUGGAUCUUCUCUCAAACUGUUUUUUUAUUUUUUCAAUGGAGAUAUGAUGUGAUGAUUCAGCUCUUGAGUUCUUGAGAUUUUCUUGCUAUUCUUUCCUCAAUUUUUACAGCUAAGUUUUGUCUGAAAACAGAGGAUUCUUGGCUUUGUGAAGCAUUGUUUGUUGAUGGAUAGCUGGUUUCUUGUUUGUUGAUGAACUAAGAAAUUAUGUGUGGGAAGAAAAAGAAUUAAAGAAAAAAGUCAAAUGAAAUAAAGAAUCUGAUACCCUCCCUCAAUAAUUUAUGAUGGUUUUUUGUCAUUGUUCAAGGUUGGCAUGUCCGAAUAUUUUUUCUAUUUCAAGAAAAUAUAAUCAUUAAUUGCCACUGAUGUGCAGCUCAUUACAUUUGCUUUAUUCAACACUUGCAAGUUACUACUAUAAUUUAAAUUAAAACCUUAUUAUACUUCAAAAUCUUUGUGAUCAUAUUAUAAUUGGCUACAUCAAUAAGGGCUUGUUCAUCAAGAUUGGCACUCAACCUUCAAAUACAUGAACUUUCUAUUAUUUCUAUUUUUCACAUGGUUCUCAAUUAUCCUCAAAUUAAUAUCGAUAUGGACGCCUAGAAUGUUUACAUGACUUAAACGAUAGAUGACAAAACGAUAUAGUUGGAUGUCUAUGCAAUUUUAAUUGGUCACGUUGAUAUUAAUUUGUUAUGUCAACUUGCCACUAUGGUAUUAACUGUGAAAAAUUUCAAAUGAUUGGAACUUCAUGUAUUUAGGCGCAAUUAUUCUUUGAAAAUCAGACAGUUAGAAUCACAACUGUUGAUUAGAAGUGAUGCAAGAUUCUUUCCCAAGUGGGAUCAAAAGCUGUAAGAAAUUCCUCAGAGAAAUUACCAAAAAGGAAUUGAAUUCCACAAAAUAUAAAACAAUAUUACCCCAUAAUGGGAAUUGAAUCAGAUGCAACCCCAUCUCAAAAAAAAAAACUAUAAGUAGUAGACACUAACACCAAUCAAUCUAUCAAGAGAGAGAGAGAGAGUCAAGAAAAUGCAGAUGUACAAGGAAGUAGUGGAGGAAUAUGAAUACAGCUACAGCAACAAUGGCUCAGACAUGCACAUGAUGAAGCCUGCUGCUGCACAGCACAGCUACAAUCAGAGCCAUGGCCAUGCGUCCGAGACGAGGUACGAGGAUGGCUGGGGCGGCGCCAAGAAUAAUGACCAUUAUGCCCUCGGUGGCAAGGUGCAUCACGGCGGCAAUGAGGGGAUGAAGCACGGUGGAUACGGGGCUGAUCAGGGGCAUUUUGGUCAUUACAAGGAGGGGAUGGGGAUGAAGAAUGGUGGAUAUGGGGGGGCUGAUCAUGGGCAUUUUGGUUAUAGCAAGGAGGAGAUGGGGAUGAAGCACGGUGGAUAUGGGGCUGAUCAGGGGCAUUUUGGUCAUCACAAGGAGGGGAUGGGGAUGAAGCACGGCGGAUAUGGGGCUGAUCAGGGGCAUUUUGGUCAUUACAAGGAGGGGAUGGGGAUGAAGCACGGUGGAUAUGGGGGCGAUCAGGGGCAUUUUGGUCAUUACAAGGAGGGGAUGGGGAUGAAGCACGGCGGAUAUGGGGGUGAUCAGGGGCAUUUUGGUCAUUAUAAGGAGGUGAUGGAGAUGAAGAAUGGUGGAUAUGGGGCUGAUCAUGGGCAUAUAGGUUAUAGCAAGGAAGGGAUGAAGCAUGGUGGGUAUGGGGCCCACCAGGGGCAUUAUGGUCCACCUCAUCAGAAGGUUUCAGUCUGGGAAUUAAAGAGCAUUGUAGACUAAUGAAGAUUGCAAAAAUGAAUAAUUAAUAUGAUAUGAUGAAAGGAUUUUGGGUAUAAAGAAGUCUAAAAUUCCUCUACUAAAUAAUUGGAUGUGUAUGUGUGUGUUUGGAAGUUGGAACUCUACUUGUUUUAUGAUCUAUCUAUGUAUAUGAUAUGAUUAAUAUGACCUAUUUCUUCUUGUUGA
This is a messenger RNA of Salvia miltiorrhiza (redroot sage), 4058 nucleotides long. RefSeq lists its product as uncharacterized. NCBI's taxonomy places the organism in Eukaryota, Viridiplantae, Streptophyta, Magnoliopsida, Lamiales, Lamiaceae. Gene Ontology annotation, cellular component: membrane. Gene Ontology annotation, biological process: N-acetylglucosamine metabolic process; protein N-linked glycosylation. Gene Ontology annotation, molecular function: beta-1,4-mannosylglycoprotein 4-beta-N-acetylglucosaminyltransferase activity. Bases 391 to 1602 code for a protein of 403 amino acids. The record is from RefSeq and is a predicted model, not a curated record. The transcript is spliced from 2 exons.